Molecule: messenger RNA, 1575 nt
Organism: Cooperia oncophora
Lineage: Eukaryota; Metazoa; Nematoda; Chromadorea; Rhabditida; Trichostrongylidae
Source: the annotation of a GenBank genome assembly
AUGGUGUUAAUCUCGGCAAGUGUUGUAUCGAAGUCUGGAAAAGCACUCGUCACCCGAGUCUUCGUCUCGGAUAUGACACGAGCACGCAUGGAGGGCUUGCUUGAUGCCUUUCCAAAACUCAUAGGCAACGAUCAGCAAGGCAGGAACGCCCAAUAUAUUUCAGCGCAACGGCAGCACACAUUCAUCGAAACUGACAGCGUACGGUAUGUCUAUCACCCUUUGGAUAACCUCUACAUGGUGCUCAUCACAACGAAAACGUCAAAUAUCUUGGAAGAUCUCGAGACGCUGAGACUCUUUUCACGUGUGAUUCCUGAGUAUUGUCGAUCGAACGAUGAAAAGGAGAUUCUUGCCCACGACUUCGAUUUGAUUUUCGCUUUCGAUGAGGUUGUUACCCUCGGCUAUAGGGAAAGCGUAAAUUUGGCGCAAAUUCGUACGUUCACCGAGAUGGACUCACAUGAAGAACGAGUCUUCCUUCAAAUCAAAGAGGCUCAAGAACGUGCUGCGAAACAAGCGAUGGCUGAGAAGGCGAAGGAGUUCAAACGAAUGCAGAAGGAAGCUCUUAGCAAGGGUCUCAAACCAUCCGGUAUGAACUUCACCUCGUCAGCUACCGGCAUUUCGUCGUCGUCGACACCAUUGACAGCUGUGCAAGAGCCCGUUGCUCCCAGACAAGCUGCUGCUUCGUCAAGAGCUGGUGGAGGAAAGGCUUUGAAACUUGGAGCGAAGACUCGAGAUGAAGAUGUUUUCCUACAACAACUUCGACAAGAGGGACAAGCUAUCGCACCAGUCGAAAAAGCAUCGCGCGAGCAUGGAGGGGUGUCAUCAGUUGCUGCUCCUGUAUCUAAUGUGAAACGUGAGGCUGUGCAUGUUCGCACCGAAGAGAAGAUGGUUGCCACAGUGAGCAGGGAUGGAGGUUUGCAAGGAGUGGAGGUUCUUGGAGUGGUUUCCUUAUCUGUCUCUUCGCCCGAGUUCAACACAGUUGCUGUUCAAAUGCAUAACAAAGCACCAGCUGGAGCACAGUUACAGGUGCAUCCCAACCUUGACAAAAAAGAGUGGCAGGCUUCUCACAUGCUGAAGUUGAAAUCAGCUGGUAAACCGUUCCCAGUGAAUAAUGACGUUGGCGUUCUUAAAUGGAAAAUGGUACUCACCGAAGAGGAACAACUUCCCAUUGCAUUGAACUGCUGGCCUCAAGAAUCUGCUGAUGGCUGUCAAGUAAACAUCGAGUACACAUUACAAAGAGAGGAUCUUUCUUUGGAAAAUGUAGUCAUCACAGUACCCUUACCUGCUGCCACUGUUCCUGUUGUGUCCGAUUGCGAAGGUUCUUACGAUUAUCAAAAAAGUCGUAAUCAGAUUGUAUGGACUAUGCCAGUAAUUGACAGCACUAAUUCGACUGGAACAUUGGAGUUCACUGUACCAAAUGGUCAUGCAGAUCACUUCUUCCCAGUCCAUGUCCGCUUCCAUACCGAAAAAUUGUACUGUGACAUCGGGGUGGACGCAGUUCAAACUAUGGACGGAAACUCAGCGGUACCGUUCUCUGUUGAAACCCGUUUCAUUACUGAAAAGUACGAGGUAGUAUGA